AAUAUGGAUAAUCACCUUUAUUUCAAACGACACAUGUGGAAGGGAAUUUCAAGUUUUACAAAACAGAAAAUUUUGUGUUAAUGAAGAAAAUAGUUUGUCAUCGUUAAGUUUGUGAGUAUUAUGAUAGAACAUGUAAUGUAUCUUUCACGGUAAUUAAAUAAUGUUAACGAUUAAAGAAUAAAUGAAAUUGUCAGCUGAGGUUUUAAUUUUUUAGCUUUUUAAUAAGGAGAUACCAAAAUUACUACACAAAAUAACAAUAUGAGUUACACUGAGAAACACGAGAACAUUUCUAAAGAUGACUGGAUGAACCGUCUCGAAGGAUUGCACAUUCAGCGUUCUGAUAUGAACAAACUGAUCAUGAAUUAUUUGGUAACAGAGGGAUUCAAAGAGGCAGCCGAGAAGUUUCAGCAAGAAUCUGGUGUGCAGCCAUCGAUAGAGCUUGAUUCGCUCGACGACAGGAUCAGAAUCCGUGAUGCUAUACAGAGUGGCCGCAUCGAGGAAGCUACGGCCUUGGUCAAUCAACUGCACCCGGAGUUGUUGGACAACGAUCGUUACCUCUACUUUCACUUGCAGCAGUUGCACCUGAUCGAGUUGAUUCGAAUUGGCCGAGUGGAGGAGUCGCUCCACUUUGCCCAGGAGCACUUGUCCGAGGCAGGAGAGUCCGACCCGGCCGUCUUGCAGGAGAUCGAGCGCACGCUGGCUCUGCUGGCGUUUGACGAGCCUCACAACUCUCCAUACAGCGAUCUGCUUCACCCGACACACAGGCAGAAGGUAGCAAGUGAAUUGAAUGCAGCUAUUUUGAAGAUAGAGAACAGAGAGCCAACUACGCCCAAAUUGUCGAGUCUCCUGAAACUGAUCUUGUGGGCCCAAGAUGAGCUGGACAAAAAGAAGAUCAAGUACCCCAAGAUGACGAGCCUUGCUGAUGCUGUCAUCGAGAGCCCCAAGUGACAACUGUGUCCACUCGAGAUGGCCUCCACCACUUUCUAUCUGCGUCAGUGACGUAGGAACACUGGCUCUCAAGUUUUGUGAUUUAACAUGUUUGUUUGUCCUCUCAAAGAAAUAAUUUGUCUCCUAGUCUAAAUGUUUUGAAAUUGUACUGUGCCCGUCAGUGUUUUUUUUAUGUAACAUCCCAUGCGGUAUAAUAAUACAGCUACAUAUAUAAGUUACUACAAAAGAUUUUCUCUCAAUUUGAAAUUGAGUUUAAUAUCAGUUAGCUGUCAGUUCCUUAAAAGACUAAAUAUUCUGACAACAAUAAUUAAUAUAACUGGAAAGUAAUGUGUUGUCUAUUGUCUUUGAUUGUGUACAUGUAAAUAAUGUUGCAAAAUAACUGCAUAUAAUAAAAUUUAUAUGGGUGUGUUUUGAAGGCAUAAAUUUCAGUUUCUACUUACACAAUAUCAAAAUAAUAAAUGCUGUACAUAAAAUGGCUUCAGUCAUAGCACAGUGUUGAAACUGUACACUGUAACUGUAAUUUUAUUGAAGAUGGUUGAAAGUAAGAGUGUUGACAGUAAAACUGUAAAAAUAUUAUUCUUACAACACCUGUCAAAAAUGUGCUGAAGUCUAAAAUGUUUUAUAUAUUAAAUUUUUGAGUCCUUUCUGAUUGUACUAUUAUAUAUGUAUUUAUAGUUAGCAAACCAGAAUGAAACUGGUUAUCGGGAUUAGUCAGACAGAUCGCUCCAACUUAGAACGGCAGUGCAUUACCACACACUGAAUCAAGAAAGAGCUCACAAUGUGUCUGUCCUUCUGUUGACAUGCCUGGUGAUUCUUUUUUUGCAUAGAGUGAAUAAAACCACAGGUUUUUUUCA
This is a messenger RNA of Bacillus rossius redtenbacheri, 1802 nucleotides long. RefSeq names its product glucose-induced degradation protein 8 homolog (gene Hou). Bases 259 to 948 code for a protein of 229 amino acids. The record is from RefSeq and is a predicted model, not a curated record. Gene Ontology annotation, biological process: proteasome-mediated ubiquitin-dependent protein catabolic process. The transcript has 5 exons. Gene Ontology annotation, cellular component: cytoplasm; nucleus. NCBI's taxonomy places the organism in Eukaryota, Metazoa, Arthropoda, Insecta, Phasmatodea, Bacillidae. Gene Ontology annotation, molecular function: protein binding.